This is a messenger RNA of Podarcis raffonei (Aeolian wall lizard), 2304 nucleotides long. RefSeq names its product alanine--glyoxylate aminotransferase (gene AGXT). The record is from RefSeq and is a predicted model, not a curated record. Gene Ontology annotation, molecular function: L-serine:pyruvate transaminase activity; L-alanine:glyoxylate transaminase activity. NCBI's taxonomy places the organism in Eukaryota, Metazoa, Chordata, Lepidosauria, Squamata, Lacertidae. Gene Ontology annotation, cellular component: peroxisome. The coding region runs from base 725 to 2005 and encodes 426 amino acids. The transcript is spliced from 11 exons.
CAGAGGAAGUUUCAGAGCUGAAGGGUGGAUCACAGAAUGGGUUGGAGGGAAAAGAAGGAGCAAGUCAGGCAAAAAAAGGAACACAGAAUAACACAGAGAUCACCCUAUUUCUUGCGGGGAGGGGGGAUUACUUCAGUCAGUCUCUGGCAAUAAGCAGGCAGGCACAGUUACUUGUUAACCCCAUUAUUAAUCUAGAAUUCACUGUUCCUGGCAAACAAUAACCAGCGAGUGCUCAGCAUACCAGUGUUAGACAACUACAAUAAAGAAUAAAGAAUAAAACUUAAAUUUUAUAUAGUUUCGGGGAUUUCGGACAGAACCAAACAUAAUGGUCCAGUUGUCCAGUUUCUCUCCGUUCUGUGAGGGAAGCAACUUCUACAGAAGUUGAGACAGCAUAGGAAGCUUCUCUGUGUUGCCCAAAGAACAAGGAAAAUACGUCUCCUUCAGAUCUUUGUUUGCAUGAUAUUUAACUUUCCAGCUUCUAACAGGUGUAGAAUUCCCAGGCAAGGAAGGCCAAAGGCAUUAGAAAGCACAGAACUCUCUGGGAGAAAACCAAGGAGUAAGUAAGUUGGAGGCUGUGUUCUAAAGAUAAGCUCAUAUUCACAAGGAGCCUGGAGACCAAUGACAGUCACUGGAAGAUUUUUCAGAAGAGGAGAGAAACAAGAGGGAGGUGUGCUAGCAUUUAUCUGAUCUAAGAUCUGUUUGUUUUGCUCAACCCCAGCUUACCAUGUAUUUAAGGUCAGGGGUGAGCAGUGUGUUCCCAGUGCUGCAAGCAGCAGGUUGGACUCCUGUUCGGCGGCCUCUGGUUUUAACUCAGUGUUGCCGCACCAUGGCUUCUCAAAACCUAUCUCUGCCACCUCCAGCACCUCUGCUACAGCCACUGUCUGUUCCAGACAGGUUAUUGCUGGGCCCUGGGCCCUCCAAUUGCCCUCCCCGGAUCUUGUCUGCAGGCUGUCGACAGCUCAUAGGACAUGUCCACAAAGAGAUGAUCCAGAUAAUGGAUGAGAUCAAGCUUGGAAUCCAGUAUGCAUUUCAGACACAGAACCCCCUCACAUUGGCUGUCAGUGGCACAGGCCAUUGUGCCAUGGAAGCAGCCUUCUUGAACAUGGUGGAGCAGGGAGACAAAGUGCUCAUAGCUAUGAAUGGAUUUUGGGGUGAACGUGCAACUGGCAUUGCCAAAAGACUUGGAGCAGAUGUUCAUCAGCUAGUAAAGGCCCCUGGAGAGUGUUUCACUCUAGAAGAAAUAGAAAAGGGUUUAGUGACACAUGCUCCCUUUUUAUUUUUCAUCACACAUGGAGAAUCCUCCACUGGAGUGCUUCAGCCCCUGGAUGGCCUUGGAGAACUCUGUCACAGAUAUAAUUGUUUACUACUGGUGGAUGCCGUAGCAUCACUGGGUGGAGCUCCAAUUCUUAUGGACCAGCAAGGAAUUGACAUCCUCUACUCAGGCUCACAGAAAGUCUUAAAUGCACCACCUGGUGCUUCACCCAUUUCUUUCAGCCAGAGAGCAAGGAAGAAGAUUUACAGUAGGAAGACGAAACCAAUCUCCUUUUAUCUGGACAUGGAGGAGCUGGCUCAAUACUGGGGCUGCAACGAUCAGCCAAGAAAGUAUCAUCAUACUGCACCCAUCAACACGUUUUUCUGUCUGCGAGAAGGCUUGGCAAUUCUUGCAGAAAAGGGGUUAGAAAAUUCCUGGAAGCUUCACAAGGAGAACAGCCUGGACCUGUGUGCAGGGCUACAGAAGUUAGGCCUCCAACUUUUUGUGAAAGAACCGGAUGCAAGGCUUCCAACAGUCAACACUGUCUUUGUACCUGAGGGAUAUGACUGGAAGGAAAUCACUGACUACAUUAUGAAAAGGCAUGGGAUUGAGAUUUCAGGAGGCCUGGGUGCUUCAGCAGGCAAGGUUCUCCGAAUAGGAUUGAUGGGAUAUAACUCCACUAAAUACAAUGUUGACAGAGUCCUCCAUGCUCUGGAAGAUGCUCUCCAGCACUGUCUCAAGAACAAGCUAUAAGACCUCACCCCAUUGUUUUUUACACAGAAGAUCCAGAAGUGUCAGUGACACUUAAGACAUGCAAAGUAUCAGAGGCACAUUCCACAUAAAGUGCUUUCCCUUUUCUUUAUUCCAUAAUGGUACCUAUAGUUUACAAUUCACAAGAGUAAACUUUGUUUUCACUGCAUGCUAUACUGUGAACACUUACUAGUGCUGUUAUGCCCUUUGUAUUUUUCUUCAACAAAUGUGUGCUCCCGUUGUGCAAGUUGUUAUAUGCUCAUAAACUCACACAUAUGUCUGGAUGUAUGUAAAUAGAAGAG